Messenger RNA from Leptidea sinapis, 1524 nucleotides. RefSeq names its product odorant receptor 4-like. Gene Ontology annotation, molecular function: olfactory receptor activity; odorant binding. Gene Ontology annotation, cellular component: plasma membrane. The record is from RefSeq and is a predicted model, not a curated record. Gene Ontology annotation, biological process: sensory perception of smell; detection of chemical stimulus involved in sensory perception of smell. Lineage: Eukaryota; Metazoa; Arthropoda; Insecta; Lepidoptera; Pieridae. The coding region runs from base 1 to 1254 and encodes 417 amino acids. The transcript is spliced from 7 exons.
AUGAAUUAUCAACAAACAUUUGAUGAUCCCUUGAAGCUGACAAAACUUGCUUUAUUACUAUCAGGAAUAAACGUUAUCGAUAAAAACAUAUCAAAAGCAGCAAGACUAGCCAUAGACAGCUUAUUCUUUUUUAAUUUAGCGUGGCUAUACAUGGAUGUCAUUGCAGAAUUCUUCUGGUUGCUGGAUGGAUUACGUAUCGGUAAAAGUUUUGACGAAUUAUCUAUAAUAGCACCGUGUACCACGAUCUGUCUAUUAUCAAGUGCUAAAUCCACCGCACUGUAUUGCAAAGGAAAUAUCCUUAAAGCAACCGUUAAAAAAUUUAAAGAGAUUAACGAAGAUAUUGUGGAAUUAGCUAAUUUGGACGACGAUAAUAAAGACACUAAUGAAUCAGUGGGGACUAAGACCAAAGAUUAUGUUAACAGAGUGAAGGAUAGAGAUAUAAUUAAGAAAUCAGUAAAAACUCUACACAAUGUGAUUCUGAUAAUGAAAUGUUCAUCGGUAGUCGUUGUAUUAGUCUUUUGUUCUUUGCCUCUAUUGUCUAUGGCUUACGAUGUGUAUAACUACGGCGAAACAGUUAAAAAAUUACCGUUCCUUGUUAAAUACUUUUUUAAUCCUUUCACGGAGAUGAUGUGGCCUUUAGUGUAUUUUCAUCAGAUUUGGUCAACAAUAAUAUCAUGCUUCAAUGUGUUCGGACCUGACACGUUAUUCUACUCGUUCUGUAUGUACAUAAGUAUAAAUUUCGAUAUCCUGUCGCGACGGUUCACCGAUGUUGUGGCCGCUGAUGAUGAUGAAACGAGAAAGCGGCUGCGAGCUUGCGUGCUGAGGCAUCAGGAGUUGAUUGAGUUGGUAAACAAAGUGGAAGUCAUGUAUUCCCCGUCGACUCUCUGCAAUAUAAUAAUAAGCUCGUUUCUGAUCUGCCUCAGUGCCUUCAAUAUCACGUUCAUAAAUGAUAUCGGCGCCGUGUUCGCGUUCUUCACGUUUUUACUGAUGAGCUUUUCUCAGAUAUCACUUUUAUGCUACUUUGGUGAUAUGAUCAUGACUUCAAGUGUACAAAUAUAUCACGCGGUAUAUAAUUGUCAAUGGUAUUCCACCAGUUCUGACAUCAAGAGAAGUAUAUACAUUAUCCUUAUCAGAUCACAGAAGCCAUGUAAGCUGACAGCAGCCAACUUCGCCACUCUUAAUCUAAACGCUUUUACCACUAUAUUGAGUCGCUCUUGGUCGUACUUCGCUCUUCUCAGGACUAUGUAUAACUAAAUAUCUCAGGGAACACAUAAUUUAUAACAAUAACCAUUAAUAUCCACAGGUUUUUAAUAUCGUGUUUAUACAAUACCUGCUUGCUUACUGAAAAUUUUGGCUUGUUAUUUUAUCCACAACGUAGUUUUAGGGAUUUGAAUAUGAUCUGAACUGCUUCGAGAUAAGUAUGGUACGCUUGUUUUUGCUCGACGUGCCGGGGGCACUACUGUGGCCGCAGAAUUUUAAUAGAAUAUACUUAUACUUAAACAUACGUUAAUACAUAUAAACAUC